Molecule: messenger RNA, 4659 nt
Organism: Aspergillus wentii DTO 134E9
Lineage: Eukaryota; Fungi; Ascomycota; Eurotiomycetes; Eurotiales; Aspergillaceae
Exons: 4
Coding region: 1-4659 (1552 amino acids)
Biological process (GO): base-excision repair
Cellular component (GO): nucleus
Molecular function (GO): catalytic activity; DNA binding
Source: RefSeq, a predicted model, not a curated record
AUGGUAAACAGCGAGACUACAAAGAAAGACACUAUUGCGGUUGACGACCAACUUGAUGACGAUAACCUCCCCGUCGAUGAUGAGGUUACUGAAGAGGAUGCUGUAUUUGCAUCACUCGGUCCCGAUCAGCGAGAAGAGCUACGAGGAUUCAUUCUCUCGCAUCCUUUUAUGCGCAAGGGAAAAUAUCCGGUGAAGCGGUCCGAUAGACGACGGUUCACAGACGCCAUGCGCGACGAGGCAGGAGCUGUUGGAAUGAACGAGGCUGCCACGAAUAGACUCCUGCGAUUUGUCAAGAAGACGUACUUCGAUAUCUAUGAAAUCAGCUGUCCAGGCUUAGAUGGGUCUGAAUUUGGCGAUGAGAUCGACGAAGAGAAAGAGAAACAACAGAAGGAGGCAAAGAAGGAGCGGAAAAGAAAGCGAAACAGUGGCGAGAAAUCCAAGGACAAGAGCAAGAAGAGCAAGAGGGUUUCGAAUGAGUCUAUCCAGCAGGAUUUGGACUUCCCACAAAACAAUGGCAAUGAAAGUCGUCAAGAUGAAGCUAUGGAUGUUGAAGACCACAUGGAUGAUGUGACUGGACUGCCCCAGAAGUCCCACGGUUUGGAUGAUGAACCAGUGCUCGAACCGCUUGAUUCUACUGUCAGGGCUGCUUCGCAUGAGAGUGAAAAGCGGCCAGGCUGGCGCAAAACAACCCACAGAAACAACGACAAAGGAAAGCAACGGAUUCGUCGUGGAGAAGAGCAUUCUCGACGAUCCCUUCUGGGACUCGGAUUUUUAGGAGCCAAUGAUUCGCAAGGUGUGACCGCCAGUGAUGAGGUGCAGUCCAAGUACUUUUUGCGCACACCGAAGAAAAAUAUUACAAAAAAGUCGAGUUUUUGCAGCGAGAAGAACAGGAAACCUAGCAGCCCAGUGUUGAAGCAUUCGAUUCCGGAAGAAGCAAGAAUUAUUUUGAAAGAUCUCGAUUUACCGUCCGACUUUCUCUUGUCCGAUUCAUCUCUGAGUGACGUACCUAGAGAUAUCAGCUCCGGCGAUGACAGCCCUCUACCCUCCUAUUCCACGCAAACAUCGCCUCUGAAAGACCCCGUCGUUAUUCAUCCAACAGUUCCUCGAACCCCGACCAAGAGUAUGUCCCCUAUCAAGUCCGAGUUUCCUCAACCGGGGAAAGCACCUCGACUCAAACUCCCGAAAAUAUCGCAUUAUUUUCCAAAGCCUCUGGUCGACCCUGAGUCCUGUCUACCCUUCCCCCCUAUAGAUGCUCCAGCUUUCGGGCUUGUUCAGGAGCAGCUAGCACACGACCCUUUUCGCCUGCUCAUCGCUACCAUAUUCCUCAACCGGACGCGGGGAGGUGUCGCUCUUCCGGUUCUUUUCCAAGUUUUUGGGCGAUUUCCCACUGUCGAAACGAUGGCCGCAGCGGAGCCGUCGGAAUUGGUCGCCAUGAUCCAUUGCCUGGGCUUUCAAAACCAACGGGCUAAGAAAUGCAUCGAUAUUGCCCGGAUUUGGCUUUCCAAUCCUCCUAUCAGAAGCAAACGAUAUCGCAAGCUUCACUACCCGCAAAAAAUGGAUGGACGGGAUAUUGGCCGUAACGAAUACAUCGACAAUAGGGACCCGCGGGUAGCCUGGGAAAUUGCACACCUACCUGGAGUUGGAGCAUAUUCAUUGGAUAGUUGGCGGAUUUUCUGUCGCGAUGAGCUACGAGGACUGGCCCGGGACUGGAAGGGGUGUGGUGCUGAGACUGUUGGGUUUGUUCCUGAAUGGAAAUCGGUCCUUCCCCAGGAUAAAGAACUGCGGGCGUAUCUGACAUGGAUGUGGCUCAAGGAGGGCUGGCUAUGGGAUCGACACACGGGAGAGCGGACGCGGGCAAGUGACAAGACGAUGCGAGCUGCGAGGCGAGGAGGGGUAGCCCAUGAGGAGGAUGGGAACUGGGUGUUGGAGACAUCUCCUGUUAAAAAGUUUUCGCCCACUGCGGGGAAUCGGAGACGCUCACCGCAAACCAUCCCGACUUCAUCUUCUUUCUUUCCUCCCAAACCCACUGGGCUAACUGGCAACUCGCUCUGUAUGCACCUCUUGUCUCCUUUUCUGCCCAUCAUUUCGAGCCCACUGCACGUCAUGCUACCGUUGAGACUAAAUGACCGAGAUCGCGACAGGAAUAAAAGUACCAAAAGAAAGUCGUCCUCCAGCAUCGCCGCCUCCUCCUCUUCCUCCCUCAAAUCCAAACAUCGUUCGUCCCACGGUCGGUCUUCCCGCCGCCACUCAACCAAGGAUCGAGAUCGUGACAUCCCCACGGGUCGUUCCUCCACAACCACCUCCGCUUCCACUCCUCCUUCUUCGCGCGGCUCUCACAAACGCAGGUCCUCCAUGCCGGGCGUCGACAGCGCCAGCCGCGAUGGAGCGGCCUCUUUUCUCGAGUCGAGGGUCAGCUUGCCCUACCCGUCCUUCUCCAAGGCUCAUAGCAAGGAGGCCAUCUCCAAACCGAACAUUCCUACGCCCGAUCCCACCGACCUGACCGAGAAAGGCGAUGAUGCGAAUGAACACAGUCACCCCCGCACAGAAAAUCACCGUGCCCCUCCCAGCCCCCCGUUGACGAGUGUCGACCAGCAGUCCUCCCGCAAAGGAAGCACGGUCGGAGACCGCGACGAGAAGAAAACAGAGACGGGGGACAAGCCUAAAGAGAAAACAAAGAUCCGGAUCAGAACCGACUCGACUAGGUCGUCGUCGAGUCUGCGCUCCAAGAAGGAUGACGGGGUCAAGUCCACAUCCACCAGCAGGCCCGCCCGGCCAGAGACUCCCCCGAAAUCCAAAUUGUCCAGCCAGGAGAAGGAAACUCCAUCUAGGACAACCAGUCACAAGACAUCCAAAACCAAGAUUGCUGAAGAUAUCAAGGUGCCCAGGCGGUCGAAUAGCCAUGCUGCCAUGUCGCCGCCCCGAUCCUCAGUGACAGCUCGUGAUAUAGGAUCCGAAUCAGCAAACGGCUCCGAUGCCACCAUUGCACCCCCUCAGCAGUCCACCAGCUCCCGCAAAUCUAAGAGUCCUGAAAAGCCACCGUCACGGAACCAGAACCGAUCGUCCAUGUCCUCCCAUCACCACUCUUCUCGCAGUCGCACUCCGGUCGAAGCAGCAUAUGAGUAUGGACGCCCUCCCACAGCCAACUCCGCCUUCGGUGCCCCUCCCCCGCCUCCUCCCCCGCCCGAAGUCCCUGUGUCGAUACCGAGAGUCGACUAUUUGCUUCAGAAUGGUGGACUCGAUUAUCGGUUGACCAAGACACUGCUGAUGGGUACUGGAGGCUCGGAAGCCACGGCAACUCGGGUUUUUGAGCCUUACAACCGGCUCCUAGAUGACUACCAAAAGGUUAUGAGCAAGAGCGGCUCAUUGGCGGUGGCCACUGGAUAUCGGUCGGUUGCCCGUCGCCUGCUUGAUCGAUUGGAAGCGGUUUUCGCCCGUGACAUCUCGUCGGAGUCAUGCCAUUGUCUGAUGUGUGACCAUGAGGAGACGGAAGAGCGCCAACCUGGAGUGAGCUGGGGUGAAGUUCUCGAAUUGGUCUCCGGUCGCAAAGAACUGCCCGCUUGGCCACCAUUUAUCAUGGCACCAACUGCCAAUGAGCCCGCUGGCGAAGAACACAUUCCCAUGCAGAAGAUGGAUAUUGACGUUCCGGAAGAGUACCGCGAACACUUCCUUCGACAGUCACGCAAGACUAAAGUGGCAGUCGAUAAGUGGCUUUCGGAGCAGGCAGGCCAGUCUACUAGCGCACCAGUCGAGGUGGAUGAUGAGACUUUGACCUUUGCCAUGUUGACGCAUCUUGGGUCUGAGCAACGGCCUCGCUUCUGUGCGCUGCUAGGCAUGAAGUCCGCUAUCCCUACACCCCGGCCAGAAGGACCACAGCCACACCCGAAACCUGAGGCACUUGUGUCAUCAUCAUUGGCUAUCCAGCGACUAUACCGACUUUCGUCUCUUCCCCGUGAUCCAGAGACGGCUAUGUACAUGCUGAACAACCACACUAUGCACCACGUGCUAGCAACCCUGGCAGCUAUCAGCGACGAUGAAUGGGAUAUUCUCAUUUCGGGUCGUUUCGACGGAUUCCUUCGCAGCGGAGCAGAAGACUCGACUCCUUCGCGAUGGGGUAGCCGAUCGGGCACGCCUUUCACCCCCGGCGGGAUCUCACGGGGUCCAACACCUAGCAUGGAUCGGCCGUCCAGUCAGCCAUUUGGUCCAAGUUCGUCACCAGCGUCCUUUGGAGGGCCCAUUGCUUUGGAUGAAGAGACAGAAGUUGCCGCUCUGGCUGAAAUCGAGCGCGACAUCUACCUCGGAAUGGAAGCGCUAGAGGACGCCUUUGAAGCGCUACACUGCAAGGCCGAAGUUGUCCGACGUGCUCUGCGCGAACGUGGUGCAGGCUUAUCGGUUGCCACUCAAACCCGUCGUGGAUCAUACGUCGAGGCUCGACUGGGCACACCAUCCUCCGCUCAAUGGGACAGUGGAGACGAUGACUUCCUUGAUGACAUUCAGUCUCUUGCUCCGGAUGAUUCGGCGAGUAACAUCAGCUCGAACCGCCGCCGUCGACCAAAGAGACGCACCGAAAGACGAACCCCAGCUCCGGUUGAGGAAGAAGACGAAGAAGAAGACGAUAGAUACGAUAGCCGUCGGGAUGGCCGAGGAUCGCGGAGGAGGUAA